CAAAGAUGCCUAUCUAUAAUGAAGUUUGGGAAGAAGAAGAUUUCAUGUUUAGAAACAUGAUUAAUUUAUAAACAUUAACAAAAAACCAUGUGAAGUUGUUGGAUAAUCUCAAAUUUGAGUUUGUCGAAUAUAAAGCCAAUCAAUUAUUAGCUUGUCAUCUCUAUGAUAGAAUGGCACAACAUUGCAAGAAUCAAUUCGGUCUAUUUGAGGACUCAUUUGUACCAGAAUGUCUAGAUGCUAGAAAUUAUUUCUAAUUAUGUGUAAGAAUGAAUGCCUCAUAUGGCUUAGCCAAAAAGUAUUUCCCAGAAUAUUUCUUAACAAACGAAUACUCAAGACCAAAUCCCAAUUUUAAAGAAUUAGGACUUUGAUCCAUUCAUUAUAAAAUUUAAUAUAAUUAUUAUUAUAGAAAUAGAAA
Messenger RNA from Paramecium tetraurelia, 415 nucleotides. RefSeq lists its product as uncharacterized. NCBI's taxonomy places the organism in Eukaryota, Ciliophora, Oligohymenophorea, Peniculida, Parameciidae. The transcript is spliced from 4 exons. The record is from RefSeq and is a predicted model, not a curated record.